AACGCAGGAAUAGGUAAAGAAACAUUAUUAACAAUUUCUUCCGUAUAAGUAAGUACGAUGUUUCAAGUGCAACACAGUACAUGGGUAUCGGAGAAGGGACGUUUUUAUAACUUUAGUUGCAAACCGAAAUAUAAAGGACUAAAAUACAUGGUGUUUAAGGGAGUGGCACGGGGAUCGUUCGAGUCGCCGGAGUUUGUAAUAGUGAAGGUUUAUAGACACAUCCAUGGAGGGCCCACGGAUUGGGGACACUACAAGGCCGGCGGACAACUGGCACGACAGGUCGCUGGCGCGUUCAACAGUUACCUGGGCACCAUGAAGGUUGGACUUCAGGUGGAAUUUCUUGCACCAGAGAUGGCGAUCAUGGACACUCAAUGCGACUUCCAGAUGUUUGCUCGUUUCUUCUGGAAAUUCAACAAGACAUUCUCGGAGGAUGAAGCUGUAGUCAUCGAACGUCGACUGAAAGGCGACUUUAUGACGUACAUUGAUAGAAGAGGGGAAGCAAAGCACGUUAUCGCAGCACUGCCUGCAGCAUUUUGCCAUUUUUCGUACCAGGAAAGUGGCGGUCAGUUUGUGAUAUGUAACCUCCAAGGUGUUCUUGACAAAGGAAAGUUUGUGUUUACUAACCCGGUUGUUCACUCGAACAGCGAAACAUUUGGUGAAUCCGACAAGGGUGCUAAAGGUAUGGCCACGUUCUUCGAAAACCAUGUGUGUACGUACCUCUGUAAAGAUUUAAUAAAACCAGGUUAUACUGUAAAGGACUCUAUGAGCUUAGAUGCGGACAGACCGCCACGUUACUCAGAUUUGUUCCUAGACCGCUGAAUCGCUUUAUCUAUGCUUGACCAGUUUACAGCCUUGUAUAUGUCUACAUUUAGACAAAAACAUACCUAAAAAAGUGUUUUUAGUCUUAGACCAUAUCCUAAAACUAUCUGAAGACAUACAAUGUGGGCUUUAACACCACACCUAGUUCCAUGAAAACUUUAGUUCGUUGUACUAGAGACACAAUGCAGGAUUGGAUACAGAAACCGACCAUUAUACUUGUAUACCAUGCGGUUGUCAGCAAACCAAGAUGCCCGAAAGUUUAGAACUUCAGAAACGACGGAAAUACGAGGGGGGACAAGUCAGAAUGGUACAUUGAUCGCUCAACGAUGUUAAGGCACGUUUACUAAGUCGUUCGAUACCAAGGCUUUGCAUAUUAACAAUUUACAAACAAUGGUUAAAUUUACGGCGAUUCAUAAAGAACUUCGUUUUGAAUAAAUAAUGAUAUUCAGCCUACCACAUUUAAAGUAUUCGUUACAAAUGUAGUUAUAUAUUCCAGUCAUUUCAUAGUAUUGCAAUAUUUUACUUUGUUGAAGUUUAAUGUGUUCCUCUGGAAUCGGCUAUGUGCAAUUUUACUGUUCUGCCGACAUGUCCUUAUUGCUGAUGCAGUAGGUUCAUGUCAUAACUGUUCAAGUAUUACUCUGGAUGUUAAAACUUAUGCAUUUGACAAAUAAAAAUUAUACCGAAAAA
Messenger RNA from Mya arenaria, 1506 nucleotides. RefSeq lists its product as uncharacterized. The coding region runs from base 58 to 819 and encodes 253 amino acids. Gene Ontology annotation, molecular function: protein serine/threonine kinase activity; ATP binding. The transcript is spliced from 3 exons. Lineage: Eukaryota; Metazoa; Mollusca; Bivalvia; Myida; Myidae. The record is from RefSeq and is a predicted model, not a curated record. Gene Ontology annotation, biological process: protein phosphorylation.